CAUAAUUAUUGUUCCAAAUAGAGCACAGAACAUACAUAAAGCAGUACUGUACGUAUCAGAAGAAGAAGCACUGAAGAAAGAAGAGCUCAGGAACAAUGGCCCACCUGACACUAAUUGCCAGAGCCAGUGAUGGACUACCUAUGUCCACAUCCAUUGUCAAUGAAGAGUCUGGCCGGGAUUAUACUGAAUACCAACCCAAGGCCAAGCAGAUAUUUCGCAAGCAGUCGUCAGUCAGCCCCCCUCGAUGCUCAAUCGAGUGUGACCCGGGUCGUAUGGUGUUCCACUACAUCCUUGAGGAGGGGAUAUGCUACCUCGCCCUGUGUGACCCCACCUAUCCUGCCAAGCUGGCCUUUAACUACCUCGAGAAUCUACACAAAGACUUCAGUGAGCAACAUGGCAACGAUGUACACAACGCCAGUCAACCGUACCACUUCAUUGAGUUUGAUCUCAGUGACAAAGCGGGGAAGCUGGUCGACCACUCUCGUGCCAGAGGAUAAUGGCUGAUCAGCUAAUGCAGCAUGUGGGCAUCUCCUGGUUACUGUGGAUUGGUUCUGGACUCAAGGAGGUGGUUCACCCACUUCUACGUGUGGGGGGUGGUGUGGAACUACUCUGUAUUCCUCUACUAUACCAGCCACUGUCUACUGCACACACGACUACCGCUAUUGGGACCAACAGCACUGCUGCAUUUGAAUUCAGGUAUAGUCAUACCGUAUAGCGGGUAUUUUCGGGGGACAAAAUAUUUGUUGUUCAGCAAUAUUGAGACAUUUUGUGGGUAAUAUUUUCGUGGUUGGAGCAGGUAACGGUAGGCAAAGUCGCUUCAUUCGUGGUUAGAGGUCCAACCACGAACACCACAAAUAUUUUGCCCCACGAAAAUUACUCACCUCUGUACGGUAUUCAGUCUAGUAAUUGUACAUACCUUGAUUAAGUAUUAAUUGUAAGUGUACUACCAAGGGCGUAUAAAAGAAGAGAGGGCAUGCAACUCCACUAUCAGUACACGUAGCUAGCAGAGUUCAAACGUGGGCGGAGGAAUGUGUGCAUUUGCAUGAAGUGCUAAAAAUAGAAAUUUUUAUUUUUAGCACUUCAUGCACUGUCAUGCACAUCCACACGUUUGAACUCUGCUCAUAUAGGAGUUGCAUGCCCUCUCUUCUUUUAUACGCCCUUGGUACUACUGUGUAAUUGUUGACUUGUGUGUGGGUUGUUAAUUUUUGUUUAGGAGUCUCUAUUUAAAU
Messenger RNA from Halichondria panicea, 1229 nucleotides. Its product is annotated as vesicle-trafficking protein SEC22b-like. The coding region runs from base 96 to 497 and encodes 133 amino acids. NCBI's taxonomy places the organism in Eukaryota, Metazoa, Porifera, Demospongiae, Suberitida, Halichondriidae. Gene Ontology annotation, biological process: retrograde vesicle-mediated transport, Golgi to endoplasmic reticulum; vesicle fusion with Golgi apparatus; endoplasmic reticulum to Golgi vesicle-mediated transport. Gene Ontology annotation, cellular component: endoplasmic reticulum-Golgi intermediate compartment; Golgi membrane; endoplasmic reticulum membrane. The record is from RefSeq and is a predicted model, not a curated record. Gene Ontology annotation, molecular function: SNAP receptor activity. The transcript has 5 exons.